Molecule: messenger RNA, 5735 nt
Organism: Galleria mellonella (greater wax moth)
Lineage: Eukaryota; Metazoa; Arthropoda; Insecta; Lepidoptera; Pyralidae
Gene: Spt20
Product: transcription factor SPT20 homolog
Exons: 18
Coding region: 169-3276 (1035 amino acids)
Biological process (GO): regulation of transcription by RNA polymerase II
Cellular component (GO): SAGA complex
Molecular function (GO): transcription coregulator activity
Source: RefSeq, a predicted model, not a curated record
UUGACGGACUAGACAUGUUAUUUUACUGUCAUGCAGUGUGAAACAUAAAUAAAACAUGUUAGUUUUUCUAAAAAUCAUGACUUAAUACUAAGCUAUAAACUAUUAAUAUGGAGAAAUACAUUUAAAAAUAUUACUGCCACUUACAUAUUUGUUUUAACUAAUGACAUUAUGGAUGGUUUAAUUCACGCGGCAUUGGAAGCUGAGUCUAUAUUGAACCGGGCGAAACAUGUGAAUAGUACUUCGUCACAAUUUGACAGUGGUGCCCUAGACCAUAAAAUGACUUGGACCCAUGAUAAAAUGCAUCUUACUGAGUCUGUCGAUGAGUCUAGAAUGAAGUUUCAGAGGAAUUCUGUUGGAUCUACGGCAUCUAAGAUCGAAAAGUUUGAUUUAUUUAAAAAACUUCAUGAAUUAUACAGUGAUUUGAGUAGAGACGAAUCAUCACAAGUGAACUAUCAAGGUUUAAAGACAUCAUCAUAUCUACUUGAAAAAUUAUUGGCAACAUAUAAUUUAAAUACUUUAAUAAUUAAUCUGUAUCCAGGAAAUAAAGGAUACUCAUUGUCUCUUAGAGUUAAUGGCAAUACACAAUAUCUGCAUCCACCAGAUGCUAAUGCAUCUUCAGCUCAAGAUGAGACAUUGAUAGAAACACCACGAUGGCCAUAUGAAGAGGAAGAGCUCUUGAGUUAUAUAGACAAUGAAGAGUUACCAGUUGUAUUGCUUGACCUGUUGGAAUCUGAACACUCAUGCCUUUUUUACUCCGGUUGUAUAAUAGCUCAGAUAAGGGAUUACAGGCAGGCAUACCCUAGUUUUCUUUGUGAUACUCACCAUGUCUUGCUAAGGCCUACAAAUCAGAGUAUAAUAACGGAUGCGAUGUGCAUCGGCGGUCGGUGCGGAUGGGUGGGGGAGGAGCGUGGUGCCUUAGAAGCGCUAGAAGCGGCCCUAGUCCACGCAGCCGCGCCGCCCCUGUGCCUCGACCCGCGGCCCGCCGUCGGUCUGCUAGCCGCACGCCUGCACGCCGCGCCGCGAUUACUCAACACACCGCGGAUCAGGCGUCAGGCGAAACGGUUCUCGCAGGUUGCAGUGAAUAGAAAAAGGAAAUUAGAUCAGUUCACACAUUAUCAUGGACUGGAGUUGCUUGAAUUAAUACAUAAACAGAGAGUGAAGAAUAGUAGACAGUCAGUGCCUCCUACAAGAUUAUCAUCGAAAUAUCCUAAGAAGCCUCCAGAGGUUUUCAAGCCAGUAGAACCACCGAGAAUGGAUCCAUUAUCAUUGGCUAUGCCAUCGGAACCAAGUGGGCCGCUUCGGGUAGCACGCGCCUAUGAGCGUCCCCGGCCAACUCCAGACUGCCAACCACAACUCUUUGAAGAGUAUAUUCUGGAAACAGAGAAGACAUCACCGCAUGCUGGCGCCGGUUUCUUCCAUAUAAAGCUCUCGAUAUUGCAGAGACCGUCCGAUCAAGAGUUCCUCGGUGAAUUAUAUGUAGAUAGAGAUCAUGUCGAGGGAGAAAGAAAUGGAGCCGCAUGUAGAUUUACUUUAGGAUCAAGAGUACAAGCAAACAAAUAUAUACAACAAUUUACCGAGAUAUUUACAGAAGAAGGCCGUAAAUCAGUCAGAAUAAAGCACAUUGUACCUGGACAACUUCCAAGAGUGUCAUUUACAGGAAGCAUGAGAGAAUUGCAGGGUCAACAACUUAUGUUACAACGGUCAGCAGCGGCGGCGGCGGCCGCCGCGGCGGCUAGCAGCGCAACCGUACACACUCACGCUACCACAGUACCUAUUGUGACAUCUGCAAUUGCGCCCACACCCAACACUCAUACAAACACGCGUCAGUUGCCGAUCCUGCAGGCACAACUGCAGCAAGUUGGGAGUAUAGGCAGCGUGACUGCUGUUGGCAACGUUGUGGGGAACGUGGGCACGGUUGGCAGCGUGGGCAGCGUCGGCAGCGUCGGUAGUGUGGGCAGCGUGGGCAGUGUGAGCAGUGUUGGCAGUGUUGGCAGUGUAGCAGCAGAGACUGCACUGAAGCAACAGCCUUCGCCCAGUACUCCACGGUUAUCGCCUCAGGUGCAUGAUAUCCAUUCGACGCAGGCAUCAUCCAACCAGUUACUCGCUCAGCAGCUUACCAAUCCUCAACAACCGCUGAAUCCUCAAAAGAUGCAAUCGGCCAUCAUACAUAUACAGCAUCCGCUUAUGUCUACUGCUGGCACAUCACAGGUACAAAACAUUCAGUAUACGAACACGUCGUCAACACAACAGAAAGCGACCAUCACAAAGCCCCGAACAACGAAUCCUGCAAUAAGCGCACUUGUUACUAGCCUCAUGAAUUCAGCGCAGCAGUUUCAGCAAGCUGCAAGUCAGAAUGCGGCCAAGAACGUAGCAAGCACAGCGAGUAGCAACGCGACAAUACUGAAUCUGCUGAAUAGCGCGCCGGCUGCUAUGACGCACGUGACGUCAUCAUCCGACGGGCUCGAUGCACACAAGUUGCUCGGCCGCGUGUCGAUAGCAGGGGCUCGACUUGUGCCUGCGACUACCGCCUCGCAUCCUACACACGCCGCACAUGCUGCACAUCCCUCACACCCUCUUCCUGCGUAUACGCAGCAGGGUGUGGGCGUGCAAGUGAUGAGCGGGUACACGCGCGAUAAUGAGUCCACAAACGUGUCGAGUAGUGAGAGCGCGUUGCUCGAGCGACUUAUCGGUUCGGAAACCGCUGUGCCCGCCACGCAACAGCAACCGCAGCCGCAGCCGCAACCGCAACCGCAGCCACAAGCGCAACCAGUCUGCCAUUUACAGGGUUUAAGUUUAGCAUCCCUUCAAGGGCUGCAAGGCAUUCAGGGUUUGCAGAAUGUGCAAGUGCAGAUACCAGGGUUGUCGGCGCCAAUAUCGCUGUCCCUAAACGUGUCCGGUGCUCCUAGUGGGCUGCUUGUUUCCGUCCCCUCCACCACGUCUGUUGUACUCACCAACCAGCCGUCGGUGCUAUCGUUACCUAUUGCUCACCUGAUGUCUAGCGGGGUGAAGGGCGCGGUGCGGGGCGGCGCCGUGCAGGUGGUGCGCGGGGCGCGGCCCGCGCGGCCCGCCGCCCGCCCCGCGCCCCGCGCCGCCGCGCCCGCCGCGCCCGCGCCCGCCGCCACCGCCGCGCCCUCCGCUGGCCCUGCCGUGCACUCCAUCGCCACGCUGCAGCCCGCCGCCGCACCCUCAGGUACCACUCAAUUCAUCACUCAGGCCCAAGCGCAGGCUUUAAAUGCGCACCAAGUGAGGCGAAAAUCCAACGCGGAUAGUUCAUAGUAAAUAUUUAAACUGUAGUACACUGCCGUUUUAGUGAAUAUCUGUAAAUACACAGUAGGUAAAUUUAUUAUAGAUGUAAUGAAAUUAAGAUGACUGCUUAAGGUGAAUUCCACAGGUAAAAACUAGUGUUUUACAAUCCUUUUAAGAGACUAAACACAUUUUAAUACAUCAGCAAUAUAAACGAUGGUUAGUGUGCAUGUAAAUUUUAUCCGACUGCAGGUACGUACGUACAGGUAUAAGUAAAAUAUUUAACGAUUUGGCUCGACAGUACCAAUACGGCACCGCAAAUAAUAUUGGACAAUUUGUCAAAUUUGACAGUUAUGAAUCUAAAUAUUUGACUAUGAUGAAUGUCAUUUUCUUUUUAAUCAUGUUAUCUUACUUUUUUUUUAUUAUACAUCUCAAUCAUGUAUUUUUUAUUGUUUGAAAGUCACAAAUAUAAAUAUGAAAUUUAAUUUUACCAUAACUCUGACAUUAGAAAUUAUAUGAUCAUGACAUAAAUUUGAAGUGUUGAUAUGGUUAUUAAAAGUGUUAAAGGUACCAAUACUUUUACUAAUUAAAAAAAAAUGUUGUUGAUGGAUUUGUUGAACAACUGUAUAUAUCUAUGUUGUAGGUAGAUAUUAGACUUGUUAAUUUGUUUGAAAUUUACAUAUGGAAAUUGAAUGGACGUUAACUAUUUGGUAUAUUAAGGAUAGACAAGUAAUGUCUCAUCGGUUUUUAAACGUAAGUUCGUAAUUUAGAACGAAAUUUGUCCAAACCAUAUUUCCUGAUUGCAUGUUGUAAAAUUAUUAAGAGAAUUUACCAAGGGUAAUAAAGGUACCUAUUUAUAAAUAAUGUAACAUUGUACUGGUACUUAAGAAUAUAAUUAAGAAAAAUUAAUCUGAUAUGAAUUAAUUGGCCAGUAUUAUAAUGAACUGUGCUGUCAAUGCCUGACUGCUCGAUUAAUGUAACUUUACCAACCUUGAUAUGUGUAUCAAAGUACAAUACUUUGCAAUUACUCGAGCGUGAUAUACGUUGAAUUUCGUUGUAAAUAUGUAUUACAUGUAGGUUUAUAUAUUAUAAGCAUCACAAAAUAUAAUUCUGUAAUUAUUAUUAUAACGUUAAAAGAAUAUAUGAUCGAGCGAUUAUUAUUUAUGCUUUUACAAUAUAUAAAUCGAGAUACGUGUACAGGGCCCAUUGAGGCCGCCUGCAACAACGAUUAUAAUAUUGCACUAUUUAUGUUAUAUUAUGAUGGGUUUUGUAAAUAAAACAAGUGAUAAGCGGUAUCGAUAACCGUAAUACUCAAUAAAAUAGGGAUCAAAUUAGUACUUUUUAGUUUUGCUUGUUAAAUGUAAUUAAAAACAAUGCAAACUAGAUUUUAAGGUAUAUUUAUGAUCCCUCGGUGUUCAAGUUGCCAGCUAUGUGCAUUUUAGCGGUUAAUUUGACAUAAUAAUAUGUACAUAAUAUAUCGGAAAACUCAAUUGAUAAUAUUUUAGAUGCAUUAUUAUUAACAUAAAAUGUAUAAUAAUACAAUAAUAUUAACAUCAAUUAAUUAUGUUCAUCAUUUGUUCAUAAUUGUUAUUUUCACGCGCACAAUUAACAUUUUUAUCAUGAGUCUCUUAUUUGCAAUGGUAACAUUAACAGCAAUGGUGACAUAUCGAUCUUUUGUAAAAAUAAUAAACUGACCAGUGUUUAAUAUAAAAAAAUAAUGAUCCUUGAAAUUUCUGUCUGUCGGUCGGUUGUCUGUAUUAUGCAUGUUUGUACGAGAAAUGCAUUAAAAUUACUACAGGAUAUAACAUGCGAUUACGUUUCAUUGUGUCAUACAAGUUAGAAGAUCAGUUUUAUUUUAAAACUACAUGUGUCUACUAAUUGGGUUUUAAUUAUACUGAUAGAAUAUGUUCACAUUUGGUAAACGUUGUUUUUAAACUUUACCAUAAAAUAAAAUACCGAAGUUUUGAAAUGCCGAAACGCGUUCGUAUCGAAAGCAGAUUCAUAAAUGGAUAGUGACAUUUCGUUUAUUGUAAACUGCAAAAAUUUACCAUUAUCACAGUAGUUUUUUGUAAUUUAAAUAUAUAAUUCGUGUUUUGUUCGAAUCCAAAACUGUACAAACAACCUUGAUAAUGAGAUGCGUUCGGUAGGGAUUUAUUGGAUUCUAUGCAAAGUGACGGGCAGAAGCUAAUUUAAUUAUAAUUUCUAGACUAUUGCUGUUACAAAUGAAGAUAGUUAUCAGAAAUGUGUUCAUAUAGGCAUUGUAUUAUAUUUCUAACGGAUAAUGUACAUACUGUUUGCAUAGAACUAUGCACAUAUUUGUAAUUUUUUUACUUAAGACUGACAAUGGCUGCUUUACCUGUCAACUUUCAAACACAAAUGAUCUUAUUUAUUUUUUUAAUAUUUAAUAAUAUACGUUAUGGUAUUUGAUAAUAAAAAGUAUUUGAUAACUUUAUGUGCGCAUUGUGAAGCGUAAGAUUUUUUUAUUAGCUUUC